AUUGAUGAUUUUGUUUGUGCCAAAGAGAAUUUAAACACUACGUUCAGUUUGUGUUAUGCAUACGGGAUACGCUAUCAGCGAGUGAUCACUUGAUCAGCGAUGGUGAAUAAUUGAAUGUUGUGCAAAAUAUGUACCGUAGAUUCUAAGCAUAUAUUUUGCCCAAGUACUCGUGUAUUUUUAAAAAUUGUAAUACCUUUAAACGCACAUAUGGUUUUUAAACUUCAGUAUUUAGUUUGAAACAAAAUGGAUGAUGAUACAAGCUCUGACAUUCAGAAGUCCUUAACAGAUGCAGCCAUGGACACAGAAGAUGUUCCAUUGAUAAAUGAAAAUUCUAACGGCUUAUCACAUUUGUUGACCGAUGGAGAAUUCAACAGCGUUGAUGCAGCAGUUGUUGACGAUUCUUCUGCAUCGAACCAAGGCUUUCUCAACGCUGCAGAACUAUCAGCUAGCAGCGUCGGCGAUUAUUUAGAUCGAAAUACUGGUUUCAAUACAGAUUCCUUUGACGUUGGCGACAAUGCAGUGAAUUAUCCCAACGAUUCCCUUAGCAAUGCGCUUUCAGAUGGUGAUUCGCGACAAAGUCCUACGUUUAAAACUUCAGAUGCAGAUCUCUCGGAAAGUAAUUCAAAAAUACAAAAUGACUGUGACUCUUCCAAUGAAGCGGCUACACAAAAAACUAUGGAUGAAGAUAAUUCAUUGAUUGCAAUUAAUGAAGAGAGCAUGACUUCCAAUGAAAGAAUGGUUAUUAACAACAUUAUUGAUGACAAUGAAAAUGAUGAAAAAAGAGAAGCCGAGAGAGCCAUGGAGUCUGAUAUGCCAGAUAUUGAUGAAGAGAAGUUAACAGACACUAAUAAAACAAUAGAAUUGGAACAAACUAAGGAAGGUGGUAAGGACAAUGAGUCUGACAAAGAUAAUACUGAAUCUAUAAUUAAAAAUAAAAACAAUAAAGAUUCACAGGAGAAACAACCAACAAGUCUAAAAGUAAAUGUUCAAAGUUCAGAAUCAAACGGAUCAACAAAGAAAGAUACAGUUAAGGUUGGUGGAGCUGAAGAAACAGAAGUAGUCUCUGAAGAUGAAUUGCCAGCAGUUGAGAAGCCCAGUGUGAAAGAUGCAGAAAAUGUGUCCGAUGAUGAGUUACCAGGGCCCAAGCCAGCAGAGUUGCCUGCAGACACUGAGGUUGUCUCUGAAGAUGAGUUACCAACAUCAAAGAAGGAAAGCCGUAAACGAAAACCAGAGGAAGGUGAUGAUUAUGACCCUGAGUCACCAACUACCGAGAAAAAACAGGCAGUGGCAAAGAAUGGAGAGAGCAAACCUGUACCUUCUGAAAAGAGGCCCUCAACAGAAGAAAAACCAAAGAAAAAGGCAUUACCUGAGCUUGAGAAGUACUGGAAAGUGGUCAAUGAUGACCCAACAGAUUUUACUGGAUGGACAUAUCUACUGCAGUAUGUAGAUCAAGAGAAUGAUGUGGAAGCUGCCCGGGAGGCUUAUGACGCAUUUUUGUCACAUUACCCAUAUUGUUAUGGCUAUUGGAGGAAAUAUGCCGAUUAUGAGAAACGCAAAGGAAGUAAAAAGAAGUGCCUUGAAGUAUUAGAGAGAGGUCUCAAAGCUAUACCUCUGUCAGUGGAUCUAUGGAUCCAUUAUCUAAAUCAUAUAAAAUCCACUCGAACUGAAGAUCAUAUUUAUAUAAGAUCUCAGUAUGAGAGAGCUGUGGAGGCCUGUGGAUUGGAGUUCCGUUCAGAUCGGUUGUGGGAGUCAUACAUAAAAUGGGAAGCAGAGAAUUCGUCUGCAUUGAAUGUUACAAAUAUUUAUGAUCGUUUGCUGGCAACACCUACACUGGGAUACACAUCACACUUUGAUAAUUUCCAAGAGCAUGUGAUGUCAGAGCCUGUCACGGGAGUGAUAUCGAAGGAGGAGCUCAUUCGUCUCCGCGCUGAGGUGCGCGAAGUGACCGGUACUGUGCCGCAGUUAGACCUGCCGCCCGGAGAAGAUGAGCCGCUUGACCAUGUUGCUUCUGACGAGGAGACUCAAGCUAUUAAGGAACGUAUCAUCGCAGCGCGGAGGAAGGUGCACAAGGUUACAGGGGAACAGGUGGCUGCUCGAUGGACCUUUGAGGAAGGGAUCAAGCGUCCAUACUUCCACGUGAAGCCACUGGAGCGAUGCCAACUUAAGAACUGGAAGGCAUACCUGGAGUGGGAGAAACAUAACGGCUCGCUGAAACGGGCGCUUGUUUUGCACGAACGUUGUCUGAUCGCAUGUGCGCUAUACGAAGAGUUUUGGCUGAGACUAAUAAAGUUCCUGCAAGAAAAGUCCGCAAGUCACCCCGAGCUGGUGAAUGUGGAGAGAGAGGUUCUGGAGCGCGCGUGCACCGUGCACCACGCCGACAAGCCCGAACUGCACCUGCUGUGGGCGCACUUCGAGGAGGCCCACGACAAUGCGGCCAAGGCGUCUGACAUCCUGGAGAAGAUCGAGAAGACGUGCCCCAACAUGUUGCAGAUACAGUACAGGCGAGUGAACUUAGAGAGACGGCGCGGCGACUACGACAAGUGCAUACAACUGUACGAAGGAUACAUCGCGGCGACCAAGAACAAGGCGAUCGCGUCCGCGCUGGCCAUCAAGUACGCGAGGUUCCUGUUCCACGCGCGGAGGGACCCGCCUGCCGCCAGGAAGGUCCUGGAUGAGGCCGUGGCCAAGGACCCGCUGAACCAACGGCUGUACAUGCAGCGGUUGGAUCUGGCGAUACAUACGCCGGGCACGCCUUACGAACAACUCGAAGAGUUGGUGCGCGCGUACGAGAGCGUGGAGGGUGCGGAGCUGGACGCGUGCGCCAAGUUCGCGUGGCGCUGGCGCGAGCUGGCCGAGGAGUUGGGCGGGGCGAGGGCCGCGCGCGAGGCCGCGGGGCACGCGCGCCGCCUGGCCUCGCGCCUGCGCAAGAGGGUGCGCAAGGACAAGGCCGACGAGCCGCCGCCCGCGCCGCCAGCUGCGGAAGUGAAGAAGAAUCAGACGACAACUGCAGCGAACACUACGACGACCAACAGCGCCGCGUACUACCAGGGCUCCGGCGGCGGCGGCCCGGGCUACGAGCAGCAGUCGUACUCGCAGCCCUACCAGCCGCCCUGGGGCUACCAGCAGCCGCCGGCGCCCUACCAGCACCACGCGCCCUGGCCGCAGUACCCCAACUACUACUAGCGCACCACGGAGCACCCGUCGCGCCGGCUCAUCCCACGAGUCAAUCCGUAUCGGAUCUGUACCACCCACCACGCCGUCACACCCACCCGCGAGUUAAGGUGCGCGACCACUAGAUCCGUAUCGGAUUUGUAUCGCCCGUGCGUGACUGACGUGUACAUUCGUAUCGGACUGAAUUAUGAACAGCCAAAAGCGGUAAAACGGAAUAGAAUCGCCUGUAGGUAUGUCACUUUUUCGACUGAUAUCAGUCGUAACUCGCCCUAGAAUAAUAUAUAUAUAUAUGUGUGUUUGGUAUACUAUUACCCAGGUAGAAUCACAAUUUUUCGAUAAGAAAUUUUUAAAAUGACAUACAUCCAUUUCGUCGGGUGUUCAGCAGAAUGCAAAGAAUUCUAAAAAAAUACCCAGAUAUUCCAUAAAGUCAAGUCAAAUGAAACACGUUUAUUUUCUUGUUACCCGUUUUUAUUGACUUAUAAGGCAGGACGACUUGUGCAUCCACCACGACAUUUUCAUUCGUUAUAAUUCUAAGUAGAUUAAGAAAAAUUGUUUUAUUGCAAAAAUAAUGUUUUUUUUUCGUAAAUAGUAGAUAUGUAAUGACAUUGUUGAUGAGGAAUCCUUAUUUUGUCAUCCUGUCUAUUGUUUUCAGGCAUAUUGGUAGUAUGUAGACUAUGUGCGAUGUUAUUGAUAUAUAGCCUUUAAUACUACAAAACCUUGCCUAUUAACGUUUACAUAUUUAUCUCAAUAAUUAACUUACUAUGGACUGCUCAAGAAAUACCUUAGUGGAUUUGUGACUGUAUUCCGCUGCAAUGGACGCGUACCCUUCACUGUAUUGAGGUCUUAUUUUUCUUCAAAAUCAUAAUAAGUUAUAUACUUGCUUCUACAAUUAAGACACACGCAAACUAACACCUUUGUUAGUUUGCGUGUAACCUGCAGGAGAUCAUAAAUGUUCUUAAAAUUACAAAUUUAUAUCACAUACAUUCUAGUUGUUAAUGUAAGCGGUUGCAUAAAUAAUUUUAAAUAGUCAAUUUAUUAUAGAUAAUUAUCGUAACAAUUGUAUAAUGUUUUUCAAUAAUUGUAUGCUUAGAUCAUUUAUACGUCUAGAUAGACUGUAACAGUCGAAAAAAAAAAUUCAGGUUGACAGUUAACCUUUAUUUUGAGUAAGGCACGCACACUAACACAAUGUUACAUACAAAUCGCGAGUAUAAGACGUAGCUUGUCAUGCACACUAAAGAAAUAGGGCUGGCCUGUUUUCAUCAGUUGUCUAGCAGAGCAAGAGGCUCCACGCAGACGUAUAAAAUAUCUAAGUUUGUAACAUGUCAUAGUUUAUAUUAUGAAGAUCAAAGGUAUAUUGACUACCUUGCAACAGAUACUUCUCAAUAAAAUUAAAAACACGAUUCAUGUUGCAAAUUUUCAAGGCAGGGGGGACGUGGCGGCUCUAGUUAAGAUGAACGUAACGCGCGCUAAUUUAGGUAUCUUCUUAUUAUUAAACUCAUAUACAUAUUUUGGAAUUAUAUUAUGUAGGUAGGUAAUCGUUAUCAUAAAACAUAUAGUUAUAUUAUUAUAUUAAAAUUUAUGAGUAUUUAAGCCGUACUAAGGGUUAUAUUUUUAGUACUCUUGAUAUCCAUCAUAUAAAAACCGAAUAACCCGCAGGGCCUUAGCUUUAGUUGACCGAUGUCUAAAUAAAAUAAUAUGAUUUAGAAUUGAGUGAAAAUUUUUGUAAUACGACCUUAUUACUAAAAAGACGAAAUAAAUAUAUUAAAUUUCAGCUAAACAUUUUAUAUGUUAGUAUGUAUAGGUUUCGUUUUGUUUUGAACAUCAAUAUGGGUUGUAUAUUAGAAGUACAGAAGAAAAAAAAGGUGAUGCAUUACUUGCAAAUGAUUAAUUAAUAUGUUCUUUAAUAUAGUGCGUGUACUAUUGAAUAUUUAACAAUUUCUAUGUUGUGAUUUACAUAAUAAAGGAAUAAUUUCUAAA
Molecule: messenger RNA, 5148 nt
Organism: Leptidea sinapis
Lineage: Eukaryota; Metazoa; Arthropoda; Insecta; Lepidoptera; Pieridae
Gene: Prp39
Product: pre-mRNA-processing factor 39
Exons: 16
Coding region: 244-3183 (979 amino acids)
Biological process (GO): RNA processing; mRNA 5'-splice site recognition
Cellular component (GO): commitment complex; U2-type prespliceosome; U1 snRNP
Molecular function (GO): protein binding
Source: RefSeq, a predicted model, not a curated record